Sphenostylis stenocarpa is the source of this 183-nucleotide messenger RNA. Lineage: Eukaryota; Viridiplantae; Streptophyta; Magnoliopsida; Fabales; Fabaceae. The record is from the annotation of a GenBank genome assembly.
AAGGCACCGAUAAUGGUGAUAGUGCUCGGAGACCUUGAGGGUAAUGUAGGUGAGACCAAAGGUAGUGGUGAUGGUACCGAUGAUACCGAAGGCAAUGUAGCUCCCGGGGAAGGUGCCGAUGCAAUGACAGGUGAUGGACUAGGGUUGGGUGCAUCAACUCGGGAUGGGGCGAAGUGGCUGUAG